This is a messenger RNA of Onthophagus taurus, 1595 nucleotides long. Lineage: Eukaryota; Metazoa; Arthropoda; Insecta; Coleoptera; Scarabaeidae. The record is from RefSeq and is a predicted model, not a curated record.
AUGUUUUAUAAGAACCUUAAUUUGAUAAUAGAUAAAAAAGUUAAUGCUCCUUCAAUAUUUUUUAUUGGCGCUGGAGGAGUUCCUUUAGAAAUCAUUGAAACUGUUCAAGAUCUUGAUGAUUUACUCCAAAAAAUUGAAAGUGUUAAAUUAAAAAGUGGUAUUAAAUUUACUAACAAUUCUCAAGCAAGCACCGCAGUGUCCAAUUUCCUUUCAAAUGAACAACAAGCUGUCGAAUGUGAAAACGGAGUUUGUAAAAUGAAGCCAGAAAUAGAAAAAGAAACUAAAAUCGAAAAACCUUCUAGUUCCGACAUGCCAGACACUACCACUUCAUCAAAUCUAGUUUCGAAUGAAGAAAAUGUUAAGGGUGUCAUGGAAGGUGAAGAAUAUAAAAAACCGGAAUUAAGUAAAGAAGAAAGAAUUGAAAAAGCGAAAGAGAUGAUUGAAAAAAAUAGAGAAAUGAAACAAAAAGAGGAAGAAGAAAAAGAAAAAUCAAAAGAAAUUGAACGUCGUAAAAUGGGACAGGAUGUCCAAAAAAUGAAACGUUGGCAAGAAGACCAAGAAUUUAAACAAAUGGUAGAAGCUAGAGAAAAAGAAAAGAAAGAACAACAAGCGGCCAGACAACGAGUUUUAGAGCAAAUCCAACAAGAUAAAGCGGAUAGGGCAGCAAAAUUUUCCAAUCAAUCUCCAACAUCUCCCCAAGUAAACAUUCCAGCCCAAAAAACACCUCCGUGUAACUCUAACAUCGUUCGUAUACAAUUUAAACUCCCCGAUGGAAGCUCCCACAAUCACGAAUUUACCCCAGAUACGAAAUUAAGCGAUCUCAAAGCUUAUAUUCGUUCAAAUAUAGCAUUAACGUUUAACAAUUUCUUAUUGGCAACGAUGUUUCCAAGAAAAGAAUUUUCCGAGGAAGAUGAUGAAAAAUCGUUGAAAGAUUUAGAGUUGUAUCCAAGUGCAGUUUUAUUAAUUUUGCCACUUUCUCAUGGGGCUGUGUCUACAAACUCUAAUACAGGAAUAUUUAGCGCGUUUAUUUGGUCGGUUAUAGGCCCUAUUUUAAAUUUGUUUAGUUAUAUUAAGGGAAUGUUGUUUGGAGCGCCAAGGCCUAAGGAAAAUGAUGGUAGUGGAAAUGGUAAGCGGUCGACUGAACAAGGAGAAUCUUCAAGGUCUCCGAAACGAAGAGCUGGAGAAACGACCGCUAUAAGAAGACAAGGAAACAUUCAUCGUUUAACUGAUAAAACGGACAGCGAUGAUGAUAACAACACCUGGAAUGGAAAUUCUACCCAACAAAUGUAGAAUUUUCUAAAUAAUUGAAUUUAUCCAUCUUGCUGAUUAUCACAUUGUUUGAAGAUUGCCUUACUAUAUUCGAGUGUGAUGCAACUUACUAUUUUAUUCCUAAAAUUAAUGAAAAAAAAAUCUUCAAGUUAAGAGAUAUUUAUUAGCAUUAUUUCAUAAUAAUUUUAUCAGCAAUCUACUACUUUAUAAAAGAGAUUAUUAUUUAAUUUUCAUUUAUCUCGAUUAUUUAGUUGUUUGCUGCUAAUAUGCAAUUAUUGGAAGUUGUAAAUAAUGAAUUAAAUAAAUGUUUUUUUUGCAACUAAUAA